Molecule: messenger RNA, 2421 nt
Organism: Kwoniella mangroviensis CBS 8507
Lineage: Eukaryota; Fungi; Basidiomycota; Tremellomycetes; Tremellales; Cryptococcaceae
Exons: 3
Coding region: 1-2421 (806 amino acids)
Biological process (GO): positive regulation of transcription by RNA polymerase II
Molecular function (GO): metal ion binding; transcription cis-regulatory region binding
Source: RefSeq, a predicted model, not a curated record
AUGCCAGCUUUACCUACGCCUACACGCUCCAACACACGUAGUACGCCCAAACCCGCUCUCAAUAUGUCAUCCGACGACCCUUCAACAUGGCUCAAUUUCUCACUACCACCUCGAUCUCGUGCCGGAGUACCUGGCUCGGGCGUAGCGGGCAUACCGAGACGGAGUAGACGAGGAGAAGGAUGGAGAGGUGGGCCAAUGAGCAGAGAGAAAUUCUUGAAUGCCUCUUUCAAAUUCGUACUGAAACCUACCGAGACGAUAAGUUAUGGUGCUCACUUCGCUGAUCCUGAUAUCUCGCUUCACUGGCCACAUAUCUUACAGGUCCUCGUGCCUACCUUCAGUGCAUUCUCGGUCGCCCAAGGAUACGUUUCAACUGAGAAACAUGAUUCGCACGAUCUCGGUUCAUCCUACGAAUCGCAUGAUCUGGAAGGCAUGGGUGAAGAAGCUGCUGAGAGAAGACGGAGGAUGGAAGAGGAAAGAAGGGGUAGAAUGUGUCCCAUCUGUUUGGGUAAACCAGUGGCUGGGAGAAUGACGAAAUGCGGUCAUAUAUUCUGCUUUCCUUGCAUCCUCCAUUAUAUCCAACUGUCCGAUAUUCCCAAAUCAGCUAGAUGUCCAAUCUGCGGAGAUACGAUUCAUUCAAGUUACCUAAAGAGCGUCAAAUACCUCGACGCCGCUGCUAUGCUCAAAGCGUCGAGGGGGGAAGAUGACGACGAUGAUCAAGAUAACAGCCAAUCCUCUCGCUCGACCAACGUCGUAAACGCAACAAAUGACAGUCAUGGUCACGGGAUUAUAGGGGUCAUGGACGGGUUUGAAGAGACAUUGGAAGAAGCAAAGGCGGUCGAUUCACAUCAGAUAUCAGAAGAUAAAGGUCAUCAAAUACACAUGCGUCUCGUACAACGACCACAAAUGACAACUCUAGCUUUACCCUCUUCUUCUACUUGGCCUUCAGAUGCUAUCCCACCUCACACAGCACCAUGGCAUUUCUUACCCGAUAUCCUCACUUAUUCACGUUUUAUGCUUUCCACGCCGGAAUACAUGUUAUCUGAACUUCAGAGGGAAUUGACCGAGCUCAAGGGAGAAUGGGAUAUGUUGAAAGGAGAUGAAUUAGGUAGGGAGUUUGUCAAAGCUGCCAAAGAGAAAGUCGAAAGGCAGAUGCAGAAAGUCAGGGCUGAGCUCGUGACUGAAUUAGUGAAGAGGUCAGAACGGGCGGCCAGGGAAGCUUGGGGAGAAGCUGUGGGCGGAUCUCGACGAGAGAAGGAAAGGAAAAGGGAAAGAGAUAGGAUAGCGAAAGAAAGAGAGGCCAGGCAGAAAUCGGAGCUGGAGGCAAUGGACAUACCUCACGAGUUCUUAGCAAAUUCUAUACCCGCUACACCUUCGUUCGAUAACUCAGCUAAUAUCAAUAUACCUCCGAACGUCGAAGUGGAACCUAAUCCCAUGCCUACACCGACACCAAAGAAAUCACGUCGAAGAGGUGGAGGUGGACAUGGACCCAACCCCCCACCUGCUAUACCACCUUCACCCUCAUACUAUUUCUACCAGUCAUCUCUAGGUGCCAAUGUCUUCCUACAUCCCUUAGACAUACGGAUACUAUUGGCUCACUUCAAAUCGUAUUCUCUCUUCCCACCUACCAUAUCGUUCGCUACUACGGGUUAUGAUCCCGGUACAAUCAACGACGAGUUGCGCAAACGAUGUAAAUACCUGGGACAUCUACCGAUAGGGACGGAAGUUAUCUUUGUCGAAGCGGAUCUCGAACCUAUAGUGACUAAAGAAGUGCUUGAUCAAUUUGAACAGCCUUUGAAAGCCAGGAGGAUGAAAAGGAAAGAUAAACUGAAGAGAGAGGAGAAAGCCAAGUUGAAAUGGGAAAAAUCAGAAAGAGAGAAAUUACCUAUAGAUUUACGUUCGACACCUAGUGCGUUUAGGACGGGUGGUUCGGGAGAAGACAGGGAUUUCGCUUUGGCUCUUGCUAGAUCUGCUGUGGAAUUUGACCCUACCCAGAAUAUCGGAUUUCAACCUUCCUCCGCAUCUUCUUCGACCUCGAAUCCACUUCAUUAUCCUAUGCCUGGGACCAGUCCGUCGAACGGUAGUGGGAUAUGGAAUACUAACGGAGGAGAUAGUCAAUCGAGAGCGACAUUCGCGCAUGCCUUGCAUAAUCAUACGACCUCUUCGAUACCUGUACAGAGGAGACAGGAGAUAGAUUGGGAGGUGGAAGCUGCCUGGGAGGCGUUCGAGAAUAUGUCGAUGAGUAGAGGAGGUAGGAACCGACCUGAAGAUCAGGACGUAGAUCCCAUGUUGGGAUCGAAUGCAGGGACAAGUCCGACAUCAACAGUGAGAGAAUCGGGAAAAGGUGGAGGUGGUGGUAAGAAGGGAAAGAAAGGGAAAGGACAGAAAUUGGUUCUUGGUGGUGGAGGUGCAAGAAGAGCUUGA